Vanessa atalanta (red admiral) is the source of this 867-nucleotide messenger RNA. RefSeq lists its product as uncharacterized. NCBI's taxonomy places the organism in Eukaryota, Metazoa, Arthropoda, Insecta, Lepidoptera, Nymphalidae. Bases 1 to 867 code for a protein of 288 amino acids. The record is from RefSeq and is a predicted model, not a curated record. Gene Ontology annotation, molecular function: nucleic acid binding. The transcript is spliced from 3 exons.
AUGAAAACUUUUCGAGAGCAAGGACGACCAAUAUAUUACUUGGAUGAAACUUGGGUGAAUGCAGGGCACACUGUCGGCAAAGUGUGGGAAGACACUACAGUGAAGUCACGCAAACAAACCUUUUUAGAGGGUCUGUCGACGGGCGCUAAGAAUCCUACGUCUAAAGGCAACCGCUUAAUUAUUCUGCAUAUUGGAGGCGAAGAAGGAUUCGUGCCGGAAUCAGAAUUGGUUUUUGAAUGCAAAGGUACAGGCGAUUAUCACGAAUCAAUGAACGCCGCCAAAUUCGAAAAUUGGUUCAAAGAAAUGUUGCCAAGACUUGAGCCGAACGCGGUGGUUGUGAUAGAUAAUGCGAGCUACCACUCAAGGCGAAAGGAGAAAACCCCCGUCACAAGUUGGAAUAAAACAAAUAUUCAAAAAUGGCUCACAUCUAAGAAGAUCACUUAUGAACCAAAAGAAACCAAAGUUCAGUUAUUGGAAAAGGUGAAAGGUGUAAAAACAGAGUACCAAUCGUACGUUAUAGAUGAAAUGGCGAAAGAAGUUGGUGUGGAGGUAUUAAGAUUACCUCCAUACCACUGUGAGUUGAACCCUAUUGAAUUGGUGUGGGCAGACGUGAAGGGCUACGUGGCAAGAAAUAAUACCACAUUUAAGAUGGUAGACGUAAAAAAACUGCUCCAAGAGGCGUUGAAAAACAUUACACCGGAAAAAUGGAAAAACUGUAUAAGCCACGUAAAAAAGGAGGAAAUAAAAUUAGGUGGUUUAGACAAUAAUAUCGACAAAACUAUUGAUUCUUUUAUCAUCAAUGUAACAGGUGAAACGUCGUCUGAGGAAAGCAGCAGUUCUGAUACCACGGAAUCUGAUUCUGAUUAA